Messenger RNA from Stomoxys calcitrans (stable fly), 684 nucleotides. It is a transcript of the gene Vkor, whose product is annotated as vitamin K epoxide reductase complex subunit 1-like protein 1. The record is from RefSeq and is a predicted model, not a curated record. Gene Ontology annotation, biological process: peptidyl-glutamic acid carboxylation; vitamin K metabolic process. The coding region runs from base 113 to 628 and encodes 171 amino acids. NCBI's taxonomy places the organism in Eukaryota, Metazoa, Arthropoda, Insecta, Diptera, Muscidae. The transcript has 3 exons. Gene Ontology annotation, molecular function: vitamin-K-epoxide reductase (warfarin-sensitive) activity.
CCACAGUAUUAAAUAGACCUUUGACCAAUAGACAUCUAUAUUGAAAUAUAUAUACAACAUAAGCCGGCAAUUUGAUAACAAAAGAAAAGAAGACAUAUUAUUUUAGUGUAUAAUGAACGAGUGUAAAUACUUACGUUUUUGGUGUAUUUUGGGAUUUAUUGUUUCGCUGUAUGCCACCUAUGUGGAAAUAAAUUUGAUAUUAAAUAGUCAAUACAAGGCUCUGUGUGAUUUAGCUCCAAAAAUCAGCUGUACCAAGGCUUUUGCUUCGCCAUAUGGCAAAGGUUUUGGCUUAUUGAAUAAUAUUGUUUCCGAUUCGGAAACUUCGUCAUCAGUGUGGAACCCACCAAAUGGUAUAUUUGGCAUCGUUUAUUAUGCAGUGCUGUAUGCAACAGCCAAUAUAAAUCAUCGUUCUUUGAGAAUACUCCAAUUCAUAUGCUGCAUUUUAUCCAACAUGAUGUCCAUAUAUCUGGCCUAUAUUCUUUAUAUAUUGGACGAUAUAUGCGUGGUGUGUCUAACAAUAUAUCUGAUCAAUUUUAUGUGUUUAUGGGAAAUGUUGAGAAAUGAAAAGAGUUUAUGGACCAGAGAUUUUCCUUUCCCCAAAAGUAAAAGCUCAACAAAAAUUGAUUAAAAUUACUUAAAAUUUGUUAUAUAUUGAAAUAUAUGUAUAUAUGAACAUUUGUUCAA